UUUGAUAUUUGUAAUUUUGUAUAAGAGAUUGCAGUGUUUCUUAUUUUGUUCUGAUACUGAUCGUUCGGCCAGGCUUGUGAGGUAGAAAGAGUUCUUUGCAUAUAUAUAUACAAUAGACCGCAUAUCACCCACUCCACAGAAGCGCGCCAGUACAGUUUAUAAUUAAAAUUAUAAUCGUACCACUUUAAACUAAACACCAUGCCGUACGAACACAAUGUACCCGUCUUCGAGAUCGCCUGGGAAGUCGCCAACAAAGUUGGUGGUAUAUACACAGUCAUUGCGACCAAAGCUGGUGUGUCUGUGAAGGAGCUAGGAGAUCGCUACUUUUGUAUUGGACUGGUGAAUCACACUCAGAUUGAGACUGAAGUUGACCAACAUGAUCUCAAGAAUGCGAAUGUUAUGGCGGCCGUAGAGUCUAUCCGAUCACAGGGCAUAAACGUGGUCACCGGGCGAUGGCUGGUCGACGGAUACCCCCAAUGUAUCUUGUUUGAUCUGGCAACCGCCGGCUACAAACUGAACGAUUGGAAGUACGAUUUAUUCGAAAAGUGCAAGAUUGAGUUGCCCGACAAUGAUCUUGAGACCAACGAUGCUACACUCUUCGGAAAUUUGACCGUGCAAUUCCUGCAACAUGUAUCUGAGAAUGGCGCCAAAGACGGCGAGUUCCAGGCUAUCGCGCACUUCCACGAGUGGUUGGUAGGCGUAGGGCUGAUUCUAGCACGCACAAACAACGUGAAUGUUGCGACCCUAUUCACAACUCACGCCACCUUGCUCGGCCGAUACCUCUGCGCCGGAAAUGUGGACAUGUACAACAACCUCAGUACAUUCGACUGUGAUGCUGAGGCGGGGAAGAGAGGUAUCUACCACCGUUACUGCAUUGAGCGUGCCGCCACACACUGUGCGCACGUGUUCACCACAGUGAGUGACAUUACUGGGGAUGAAGCCACCCAUCUGCUCAAGCGUAAGCCCGAUGUACUCACACCCAACGGACUCAAUGUAAAGAAGUUUGCGGCUCUGCACGAGUUCCAGAACUUGCACCAGCAGUCCAAGGCUGUGAUUCAACAGUUUGUACGCGGACAUUUCCAUGGCAUGCUGGACUUUGACAUGGACAAGACACUGUUCUUCUUCCUUGCUGGCCGAUACGAGUUCCGUAACAAAGGGUGCGAUGUGUUCAUCGAGGCGCUCGCACGUCUCAACUACGAGCUACAGGAAAUGGGCAGUGACAAGACGGUUGUCGCCUUCAUUGUCAUGUCAGGCAAGGUCACUUCCUUCAAUGUAGAUGCCUUGGAGGGUCAGGCAAUUGCGAAGCAAGUUGAGGCGGCGGUAGAGAAGGUUAAAGGUAGUAUCGGAGUCAAGCUGUUGAAGGUCGCAGACGAGGGCCGCAUCCCCGACGAUAACGACAUCCACUUAGAUAAGAGGGACAUUAUGGAGCUCAAGAAGGCUAUUUAUAGUUCACGACGAAAGAACCUGCCCCCAGUGGUGACACACGAUCUAGUCGACGAUAAGAACGAUGAGGUACUCGAGAACCUCCGCAGGGUCAAGCUAUUCAACAACAAGCACGACCGCGUCAAGAUGAUCUUCCACCCGCAGUUCCUAUCCUCGACCUCCCCCAUCCUGCCCUUAGACUACGACGGCUUUGUGCGUGGCUGUCAUCUGGGUGUGUUCCCGUCGUAUUAUGAGCCCUGGGGCUACACCCCGGCCGAGUGCACGGUAAUGGGUGUACCGUCUAUCACCAGUAACUUGGCUGGGUUCGGAGGCUUCAUCGAGCACCACGUACCGAACUUCAACCACCACGGUACAUUUGUGGUCGAUCGACGGUUCAAGAGUGCGGACGAGAGUGUCAACCAGCUUAAGGACUACAUGAAGGACUUCUGCAUAAUGGAUCGGCGCGAGCGCAUAGUCCUGCGUAACCGUGUCGAGCGGUUGUCGGAUCUGCUGGACUGGAAGAGUCUGGGUGACUACUACCGCUAUGCACGACAACUAGCGCUACACCACAAGUACAACUAUCCCCUGGAAGGACCACCCACCAUUGAGAACAGAAACUUCGGAGAUACUUCCGGAAAGCUGCCAGAAGAGCUCAAGGACAAAGACGGCAACGACAAAAUCACACUCGAAGAGUUGCGCGAUAUGAUGGCGAAGAUGAUGAGAAGAGGAUCGAUGGGUUGAAACCCUGUAACCCAACCUCAGCGACACUACAUUUCUCUGUCCCAGCCGUAAUUAGUCGUAUCAAGUAUUUAAGAAAUCCUUUGGAUUAGGAUGUACCAAUAAAAAAGUUUGCCGUAGUACAACACGG
This is a messenger RNA of Sphaeroforma arctica JP610, 2290 nucleotides long. RefSeq names its product glycogen [starch] synthase, muscle. The transcript has 9 exons. Gene Ontology annotation, biological process: glycogen biosynthetic process. Bases 199 to 2163 code for a protein of 654 amino acids. NCBI's taxonomy places the organism in Eukaryota, Ichthyosporea, Ichthyophonida. Gene Ontology annotation, molecular function: calcium ion binding; alpha-1,4-glucan glucosyltransferase (UDP-glucose donor) activity. The record is from RefSeq and is a predicted model, not a curated record. Gene Ontology annotation, cellular component: cytoplasm.